Messenger RNA from Saprolegnia parasitica CBS 223.65, 2806 nucleotides. RefSeq lists its product as hypothetical. Bases 19 to 2685 code for a protein of 888 amino acids. The record is from RefSeq and is a predicted model, not a curated record. Gene Ontology annotation, cellular component: membrane. The transcript is spliced from 9 exons. Gene Ontology annotation, molecular function: monoatomic ion channel activity; calcium ion binding. Gene Ontology annotation, biological process: transmembrane transport; monoatomic ion transport. Lineage: Eukaryota; Oomycota; Saprolegniomycetes; Saprolegniales; Saprolegniaceae.
CAUUUUCGAACCCGUCGCAUGAGCCGAAGCGGCAGUAGCAGCGAGCGCAAGCUGAGCUGGAGCGCCGGCGAAGGAACGCCGCUGCUGAGCCCACUCUCGCGGUCCGCGACACGGGAUGUCAAGCUCGAGAUCUCGGGCUCCGUGCGCGACAAUCAGGAGAAGUGGAAGAACCUAGCUGACGUCGACAUUGGCAGCCUCGAGCAGCCCGGCGUGCAUUGCACGGCGCAGGACAUGGCCAACGACAUCGACAAGGACCUCGCCGACCUCAAGGCGCACGAUCUCUUUGACGACCGUCUGCCGCAUCGCUGGUCCCGGCGCGGGUCCAUCUCGCUCAGCGGGACAGGCAUCCCGUCGCCCAUGAACUUGCCAAACACGGUCAACAAGUACAUGGUCGCGGCGGCUUUCAUCCUCGAUGGCAUCCACGGACGAAAGAUCGGGUACCGCGUCGACUAUACGUCGCUGCAGCUCACGCGCAUGUUCCACGCGGACUGGUACCGCCACGUCUUCAACUUCAUCUCGCUUGUGUGCUGUGCGCUCGCAUUUGUCGAGAACGUUCAGCACUCGACGCACUACCUCUGGGUCGAGCUCGUCUGCCUCGUGCUCUUUGGCAUCGACAUUUACAUCCGGUACGCCAUGAGCUCGGACAUUACCAAGCGCCAGUUUCGGAAGCGCGAACCAUGGGCGACCGUGCGCCUUGGUCUUAUUGCGCUCACGUUUCUCGACAUUGGCCUGUACUUUCUCGGUGUUGGCGUCGCCUUGAACCGCACGUCGCGCAUCUUCCGGCCUUUCUUUCUCAUUGCGCGCCGCCGCAACGUGCGCGUCGUCUUUGGAAGCUGCAUCCGCGCGCUCAAGGACGUGUUUGUCAUCAUCUGCCUCGAGUUUUGCCUCGUGGGCUUUUUUGGGCUCAUGGGCUACCUCCUCUUUGCCGACUCGAGCGUCAUCCUGGGCGUUCCGUUCUUCUCGACGCUCGGCGACUCGCUCUACAACAUGCUUCUCAUUAGCUCGUGCAUGCCUGCCAUGGUGCCGGUCAUCUUGCCAUACUUUGAGCGGUCGCAGUGGAGUGCGAUUUACUUUGUCAUUUUCGUGCUCCUCGCGCACUUUUUCGUCGCCAAGCUCACGAUCGCCGUGUCGUACCGCACGUACAAGAAGAACACGGAGAAGAUGCUCAUCAAGCGCCUCCAGAAGCGCAAGAUCGCGCUCCGAAAGGCGUUCGAUCUUCUGCGCGACGACGAGGUGACGGGCCAAACCGUUUCGAUCGUGUCCCUCGAGAGCUGGAUUGCCAUUUGCCAGUACCUCAAGCCGUCGUGGACGGAUGAGGAAGCGCAGCUCGUCUUCUUCUCGGUCGACGAAGAUCGCGACGGCACGGUCGACUUUGCCCAGUUCAUGCAGCUCGCGUCUGUGCUUGUGAACGCCAACAUCUCCAAGCGCAACCGAUAUUCGAUCCAAUUCGACGGGCUGCGCAAGUGGCAGCACCGCGUGCGGUCGGUUCUGCUCGCGGAAACCAAGAUUUUCGGCUACCCGUUCGUGUACGGCGAGAUGGUUGUCGGGUUCCUCAUCGUGCUCUCGAUCAUCCAAGCGACCCAAGUCAACAACUAUGCGCUCACGUACUCGCUCAACCACACGUGGCGCCUCGUGGGUAUCUCUCUUCUGUCGCUUUUCACGCUCGAGAUUGCGCUCAAGCUCUUUGCGUUUGGCUACGACGAAUUCUUCCACCGCCCGUUCUGCCAACUCGAUCUGUGGAUCGCAGCCGUCGGUUGGGUCUUUUACUUCCUUACGAGCCUCUACCCGGGCUUUCCCGUCGUCUUUUAUGACCUCUCGCUCGCGGUGCGCUCGUUGCGCAUGCUCAAGCUCCUCAACUUGAUCCCGCCCUUUCACGACAUCCUCUGGACCAUGAGUCGGAUCUUGCCGCUCGUGUCGCAGCUCAGUCUUGUCAUCGUCAGCGUCGUCUACGCCUAUGCGAUUAUCGCCCAGGCCCACUAUGGUCCUGUGCUCGCGGCUUUCCCCGAGGAGCUCAAGUCCGCCGCGACGCCGUGGUACGUCAGCCGCCAAGUGUUUCAGUUCGACACGUUUGAGAGAGCACUCGUGACGCUGUUUGAAGUCGCGACGCUCGCUGGCUGGAACGCGGUCAUGGACGCUGCGUACGUUAUGACGCAGUCGGCCAGCACGCGUGUCUUCUUCUUCACGUACCGCAUGACGAUCAGCAACAUUUUGCUCCCGAUUUUCGUCGGUUUCCUCGUCGAGAGCUUUAGCUCCAACCAAAAGCCCAUCCUUGCAGAGGAAACAGAGUCGUCGACGACGCAGCUACUGCCCGUGAUUGUCGAUCAAAUGGGCGUCCCGGACGUCACCAAGUUACCGCCAUCGCACGUCAAGUACAAGAUGAGCUUCCAGCGCCGCGCCAGCGACAUUCAGUCGGCCAUGUUUGACUUUUCCAAGGCGCGGAAGAGCACGGCCGAGGACGAGCUUGCCAAAGUCAAGCACCAGCUCCAGUUGAUCACCGUCAUGAAGGACAAGGAGCUCCAAGCGCUACGCGCCAAGCUCGACGACUCGCGCGCCCUCGUCGCGUCCCUCGAGCGCAAUCGCAUCCUCUCGUCUAGCAACGCAUCCGAAUCAUCGAGCAGUGGAUCGCGUCCGCCACUGAGUGCCUCGGGGGCCUCCUCCAAAAAAGAAAGGGCUGCAUUCGAGUAAGUAAAAGCCCGACAAGGAGACGCAUGCGUUUACAAUAAUCCCAGGUCAUUGUCACCAAGGACUCAACAAUUUUAGCACAUAUUUCCAACUUAAACAAGAGUAUGAGUGAUGCGAAUUCUGG